AUGGCAGCAAAUAUAUCACCUCUGAUCGCAGGAUCAUCACAACAACAACAACAACAACAACAACCACCACUCAAUGGAAGUAGUAAUAAUGCAUUGAAUCGUAGUACACCAUCGAUAUUGGGUAACAGUACUAUAUCAUUGGAUAUGUCAGGUAAUGGCUAUGAAGUGAGUCCAUUGACAUCAUCGUCUGAAGAGUUGUUUGAUUACUCACAACACGAACACUCUGAAGAAUCAGUGUCAUCCAAUACACUAUGGUACAAAGAGGCUAUCUUUUAUGAAGUCUAUGUACGUGCCUUUUGUGAUGUCGAAGGUACUGGAAAUGGAGGUAUAUCAGGUAUCACUGCAAAACUUGAUUAUCUUCAUUCCCUAGGUGUUGAUUGUAUCUGGUUAUUACCAAUUUAUCCUUCUCCUUUAAAAGAUGACGGAUAUGAUGUAGCAGAUUAUUGUGAUAUACAUCCAGAUUAUGGAACAUUGAACGAUUUCAAGGUAUUGGUAAAAGCAGUACACGAAAGAAAUAUGAAGAUUAUAGCCGACUUUAUUCCAAACCAUUGUUCGGAACAACACAAAUGGUUUCAAGAGGCUAGAAAAGACAGGAAUUCACCUUUUAGAGAUUACUUUGUUUGGAGUGACACUCCUACAAAAUACAAAGAAGCUAGAAUUAUCUUUUUAGAUGUUGAAACUUCAAAUUGGACAUUUGAUCCAGUAGCAGGACAAUAUUAUUGGCAUAGAUUUUAUAAAGAACAACCAGAUUUAAAUUUUGAUAAUCCAAAGGUACAGCAAGAGAUGCUAAACAUUAUGAAGUUUUGGUUGGAUUUGGGUAUCGAUGGAUUCAGAGUGGAUGCAGUACCAUAUUUGUUUGAACGUGAUGGAACGAGUUGCGAGAAUCUACAAGAGACGCAUGAUUUCCUAAAAGAGAUGAGAAAGUUUAUCGACAAUCAGUACCCGGGACGUGUCAUCUUGGCCGAAGCUUGUCAAAUGCCAAACGAGGUGAGAAAGUAUUUUGGCGAGGGUGAAGGAGACGAAUUCAACAUGGGAUUCCAUUUCCCAGUGAUGCCACGUGUCUACAUGUCCAUCAUGAGAGGUGAUGGUCAAUGUCUCAAAGAAAUCAUGGAACUGACACCACCUAUCCCCGCCACCUGUCAAUGGGUCACAUUCCUUCGUAACCAUGAUGAACUCACCCUUGAAAUGGUCACUCCCGACGAAAGAAAGGAAAUGUGGGCUCAUUAUGCUCCCAUCCCAAGAAUGAAAAUUAAUCUUGGUAUUAGAAGAAGAUUGGCUCCUCUUUUGGACAAUGAUCAAAGAAAGAUUGAAUUGGCAUAUUCAUUAUUGUUUACAUUGCCGGGGUCACCUAUUAUUUAUUAUGGCGAUGAGAUUGGGAUGGGUGAUAAUAUAUGGUUGGAGGAUAGACAUGGAGUUAGAACACCGAUGCAGUGGGAUGACUCGUACCCUAAUGGAGGGUUCUCAACGUCGAGACACCCCUAUUCACAGGUGAUAGACGAUCCCAUCUAUGGAUACCAACGUGUCAAUGUCAAGGAAGCUGAGAAGGAUCCGUCUAGUCUAUUCCACAUCAUUCGUCAGAUGAUCCAACGUCGUCGCAAACACAUGUCGUUUGGUCACGGCUCCUUUACAUGGGUCCCUACCAACAACCGACACGUUACAGCCUACCUACGUGUAUUUGGUAUUGAUCGAAUGUUAAUUAUCCAUAACCUUACCAAUGAGCCACAAUCAUGUACUCUCAAGAUACACAAAGACAUGCAAACUCAAUGGAGGACUCCAACUCCCACAAGAAGAAAAGAUGGUGCUCAACAACAACCAACUCAACCACAACAACCAGCUCAACAACCAGCUCAACCACAUAUAGUAGGACCAACAACAUUAUCAGCACACGAUGUAUUUGGAACAUCGGCUUCAUUUAGCACACAAAAAGAUUUAGCUAGAAAGUUGUUAUCAACGAUUGACGAUGAUCCUCAAUCCCAUUAUUUGGUUGAUAUCCUGACCGACCAUCAAUGCAUGAUUGAUACCAACGGUGUAGUUAAAAUCGAUCUUGACCCAUACCAAUUCUAUUGGUUCUCAAUGGGUGAACUCAGUACCCUCGGAGGUGGAACUGCAUCAAGAGACCUAAGAAGAAAAAAUAAUAAUAGUAUAGAUAAUAAUAAUAAUAAUUUAUUGAUAAAUCAUAAUCAUCAUCAUUUAUAUCGUCGUCAUCAUAUUAAUAAUAAUAUGACUAAUAAUAAUAUUAACAAUAAUGGUAAUGGUAAUGGUAAUCAGCAACAACAACAACAACACAAAGAUGAUAUCAUAAAGACACAUAGUUACCGAAUUAUGAAACAAGGAGAUGAUCAAAUGAUCUCUUCUGAAGAAUCGACGACAAAGACAGAAAGUGUUAUCUCUACCAUUACUACCACAUCUACUACAUCUAAUAAUAAUAAUAAUAAUAACUCAAGAUUAAUAUCAUGUUAUUCUGUAUAUAAACAAUACGAACCAAAGGAAUGUCUCAAAGAUGAUGCAUCACAAGAAAGAGACUUUCAAAAAAGAAUCGAUACGUUGUACCCACCCGACUACAAGGACAACAUCCGCCAAGAACAGAUUCAGUUGCUCGAGCAAUGUAAAAAGGGUCUAGAAUGGAGCAUUGUCAUUUCAGAUUGUGCAGGCAUCGAAUUGGCAUUACAACAACUUAAAAAGUACAUCAACUUGAAAUAUCCUCUCUCAAAGGCCGACUAUGAAUACUAUAUCAUCACUCUAUUCAAUUUAUUAUACGAUGGUAAAGUUAAUUCAAUCGAUAAUAGUAUCAUGGCUUUUUUAAUUAUUCUUUUAAUUCAUGGAAAGAAAUUAAUUGAUAUUGUAAUUGAUUGGGUACCUUUAUUUAAUAUGUUUAGAAAAUAUUAUAAUUAUAAUAUUGUUCCUCAAACCAUGUUGAAUGAACAUGUUAGUAAUGAUAUAAAUAAAUAUAAAAGAAAUAUUCAUUCAUUGAUUAUUGCAAGUAGACCAUUUUUCAGUAUCAAUGCAUUUGAAGAGAUUAUGGAACAAGUUAAACCAUUACUUUGUCCACACUCAAAUACUGUGUUUGUUGGAUUGUUUACAAUGACUGUUAUGUUGCCAACACAUCAUUUGGCAAGUCACACCUCGAUUCCAUCAUUUGCCUAUGAAUUUCUAUCGUAUUGGGAGUGGAUUGAAAACAACAACGAUUGGGAUGAACGUUGGCUCAUGUUGUUGAGUCGUGUCAUCAAGCAUUCGAUCAAUGUCAAUUGGACCGAGUUGGCACCACGUCUCUACACUCACUUUAUCCGUGUCGUCGACUUGUCCAUUGGUAAUCCAAAGUUUGCUCAUUUGAAACCACUCAAAAACAACAUCCCAGUGGCCAUCAAGAUUACAAGAGAUGAAAACAUUGAAUUCACUACAAUGGGUCGUACCAUUGCCUCGUUGAUCAACUAUCAAGGUGAUACAUUGGAUUUGGUGAAUCGUUUCUUUUCUUCCAUCUCUUCUUAUUUCCAUCCAAGUAAUCAUGGUGAAUGGUCCAUCUCUCUUUUAGAAUUAAUUAUUUCAACUUGUCAUAGUUUUACUAAAAAACAUCUUAAACAACCAUUUAAUCAAGAAAUUAUAAAGAGAUUUUAUGCAGAUAUAUUCCCUCAUGUUGAAAUUACAUUAUAUUCAAAAAAGAAAAAUAAUAUUUUAAAUACUUGUAAAAUUGUAAAAGAAUUAUGUUAUAUUGCACCACAAAUCAUUUUACCAAAUUUAUUGGAAAAAUUGUAUGGAUCGAUUGAUAAGGAAGAAGUAAAUAGAAUUGUUAGUGAAUUGGAGGUUAUUUCAACUUGCUUCCAUCCUUUAAUUGUUCAACCAGAACUAUUCCCAGAAGGGAAAUCCCAUGUAUAUAAUUUAAUGGUACUAGCCUUGAAUAAUAUGGAUCCUAUUCAUCCAAACAAAGCUUCUGCUGCUUUUAAAUUCUUUAAUAGAAUAUUUUCAUGUGUUUUAUUAAAUGAUGAAACGAUUUAUUUAACUGAUACAAAUAAUUCAAAUGAAUUUGAUACUAGUGCAACUUUGGCAACUUCAUCAUUCCUCGAUUGGUCUUUAUUAUUUUUAGAUUCUGUUUUAAAUUUUAUUCGAAAUGCAUCAACAAAAAAAGAAUUUGCAGAACAUAAAAGAGUUACACCACCAGGAGUAUUUUUACAUGAAACAAUUGGAUUAUUCUUUUGUCAAAUGUCUGAUGAAGUGUACAAUGCGGUAUUGGAAAAAUUGGUACAUUUCUUUAAAAAGACAUUUGAACCAGACUAUUACAAACAAUAUAGUGCCUUUUUAUGUGCUGCUACACUUCGUAACCCGACCAAGUCAUUGGCCACUCUAUUGCCAGUGUUUAUAAGCAAACUGUUUACCAAGCAACAGGAUGCUCAGGGUAGCAACAAAUACCAAAUCAGAGACUUGUCGGACGAAGAAUACAAAUGGUACAUUCAAUUGAUGGGAUACACAGUCUUUAAGAGUGGUGCUGCUCUCUUGAAUCAUCAAGACGAAUUUAUCAAGAUUUGCAAUGUAUUGUUUGAAUCCAACAACAAGGUCAUCAUCAAACAAGUAAGCAAGGUUGUAAGAAAGUCCAUCUUUUCUCUUACUCGUUACUAUCCAUCAAAUAAUCGAUCGAUUCCAACUCCACUCUUUGUUGAAAAGGUCAAUCAUACCAAAUAUUGGGGUAUCACUGAUGAAUCUAUUAUUUAUCCUAUUGAAUGGUUCCAACCUGUAUGUCAAAACAAAUUAAAUAGAGAAUUAUAUACCAAAGAAACAACAGAAUUUUCAAAAAGAUUAAUUGAAUUAUAUUUAAUUGAAAGAGUUGAUAGAUUGGAUAAAUAUAUUGACGAGAUUUCGACGCAUAGUAUUCUUCGUACUGCCGUGUUUUUGAUGAAUGAUGACGAUCUCAAACCUGCCAAGAUCGAUGACUCUUGCAAGUAUAUCUAUCCAAGAAUGGUCCCAUCUCAUGGAAGAAUCACAAUUGAAAGUAUAAAGAAUGAACCACAACACAUCUACCGUGUCAUUCGCCGGUUACUCGAUUUUGUGCAAUCACAAAAGAACGAAGAGAUUAGUGUACUCAAGGGUAUCUCUAAAUGCUUGCUCUCACUCAACUAUGGGUUCUUAGAUAUUCAAGAUCGUACGAGUGAAGCGCUCUUUUCCAAAUGGAAGAAUCUCAAACGUUACAAGACGAGAAAUGCAAUCAUCUUUAAGGGAUACAAGGCACAUCUGCUCCGUCAAACCAUUGCCUCUGAAAAAUUGCCUCUUACCAAUACCACCCAAAGCUCCUUGUUUGACCUUCUCGGUCUGUCGGUUCAUCGAUACAAACAACUUCGUGCCGUCGCUCAAGAUGCAUUGACACGUGUCGCUCAACAUCACGUCGGAGGUGUCUCUUCAAUCCUACCAAAAUUGGUUGAAAACUUUACACAACAACGUUCCGAUGAGGAAAUCAAAGGCAGUAUCUAUCUAAUGUGUAACAAGAAUGUCUUAAAGAAACUUAAAACAAAUUGGAAAUGGAUUCAAUCUCUAUCAAAUACUUUUAUUAAUAGUUUUGAUAGUAAAUUCAAGACAACAACUAGGGAAACAUUUGUUAAAUUUAAACAUCAAUUUAUUUUAUCAAAAUAUGAACCAGUAUUGAUUUACCAUUCAUCAAAUCAAAUGAUGGAUUUGGAUCAUUAUUCUCCAACUUCUUCAAUGCCAUCAAAAGAUAUACUAUCCAAACAAAAAUCUUGGUUUGAAAAGAAGAAUCUUGCAAAUAUUGAAUACUUACGUCAAAUUGUUGAAAAUAUUAUUGAUAGAUUAAAAGUUCAUGAAAAGAAGGACAAUUUAACAUGGAAAGAUUUAAUAUUCCUUCAAACCUUUAUGAUUUAUUUAAUUGCAACAUUUAUUAAAUCCAUUUCAUCAUCUGAUCAAGAUCAAUUAAAAUCUGCCUUGUUGGGUUCAAUCGUCAUUACUCCACAACAACAAGCAAACAACAAUGGUGGUGGUGGUAUUGGUGUUUUUGGUGAAGUUUUGGUUAAAAACAUUAGUAUGAUUAAAGAUUCUAUUAUUAGUAUCUUUAAAAAUAUGAAUAGUGAUUAUCCAAUCACCAGAAUUUUAUCAAUUAAUUUAAUAUCACAAAUAUUAUUUGAACAGAAAAAGGGUACUAGAGAAAUUUGUUUUGAACAUUUUUGGAAUAAUGAUGAAACAGCUGUUGCUGCAGAUGAAAAGAUGGAUAUUGAUCGUAAUGGAAAUGAUGGAGAUCAAGAAAUGGAACAAGCUCGUGAUGACAACAACAACGAAUACUCUGUAUUACUAUGCGAUGAAGAAGAUAACUUGAUCAUGAAAUCUCUAUCAAGUAUUAUUGUACCAUCUAUUCAAUCAGUGUUUGACGAUCAAUUCCUUGAUAAAUUGGUAUCCUACAUUAUACAAGAUCAUGAUGUUGAAAGUCAAAGUCAUAACAUUGGUUGUGCCAUCUCUGCUAAAAACUUAUCAUUACUAUGGCCAAACUCUAGACAUCCAGUUGGUGCAAAAUUAUUUAAAUUACAAAAUGCAAAAUUAUUUUAUAGCUUCUUUGCAUGGAAUGAACAAUUUUAUCCAAGACUUGUCAAGCAAAUUGAAGCAUUGAAAUUAAAGAAUGAUAAAGAAGAUCAAUCAAUGUUGGCAGAAAUGGUUGCCGGCUUGGGAAGAUAUGUCACAAGUGGUAAACAUUCUGAUCAUUUCAAUAAGCAAGAUGCCAUCAACUACUUGACAGACCUUUUACUCACCUGUUUGAAUAAUUGUUCAAAUGAAUUAAAUGAAACUUGGAUUUUGGUUAUUAGAUUCAUUUCCUAUAAUACUAAAAUUGCCGAUUUGAAUUGGUUAGUUGAAAUAUUAUUUAAAUUAUAUAAUAAUCCAUUAAAUAUAUUUUCACAAGCAAAAUCGAUUAGAUUCUUUAAGGCAUUGGUAUUUGAAAUCACCUAUAAAUCUACUGAUUUGUUGGAUAAAUUUAUGAAGAUUUGUCUCAAAGAGUUUUCAAAUCCUCAUAAACAAGUUCGUGAUGAAGUAUAUAAAUUAUUUGUAAAUGUAUUAAUUUAUCAAAGUAAAUUUUUAAAUCAAGACAAUACAAGAGUAUUGAUUUUGGAACCACCCAUUCUACCAAAUGAAUCAAUACAAACGUUUUCUAGUAUUGUUGCUGAAUGUACAAACCAAUCAUUGACCACUGAAGUUAGAAACAGUGUCAAGGAGACGUUUAUUGCCAUGGUAUCGAGUGCAUUCUCAAAGGGUUUCUCCAACAUCAUGAUGAGAAUCACUCCAAGCAUGUUGCCGACACUCUUUUCGUUUACGUCAGACACGAACCAGGACAUCUCCAAAUCAGCCAUGAUGUGCAUUGCUUCGAUGGCACAAGGAUUUUAUUUGGACCAACAAGUCUUGUCCCAGCUCAUUCAACAACUUCAAACCAUUGCCCAAUCCUCAUUCUGGAGAGUCAGACGCUCCAUUCUCCCAUUUGUUCAAAUCAUGUACUUUAAUCACGCACUCUUUUUAUCGUCUGAACAAAGUGAUGCCUUUUUCGAUCUCGUCCUCGCCCUCAUCAGAGACACCCAAAUCGAAGUUAGAGAAUUGGGUAAAGAUACCUUAGCUUCCAUGUUGGUAUCUAGUAAAACAAAUCUAACAAGAAUCUCAAAGUUUAUUGAAACAAGUAUUAAAGGAUUAAAGAAUUCAAAGAUUACAAAUGAAAAUGUUACUCAAAAACAUCAAUACAUUUUAAUUCUAAGUUCCAUCAUUCUUUCAUCACCAUAUCAGAUCCCAAGCUACUUCCCACCGAUUAUGGAGUGUCUGUCUGGAUAUUCCAGUGCUAUGCCUCCCAUUAGAGAUACAGUUCAAUCAACGUUAUCAGAAUUUUGGAGAACACACAAGAGUACUUGGGAAGAAGAGAAACUUCUUUUCAAUGAAGAACAGAGAGAAAUGAUUAGAGGUACUGUAGCUUAUCCUAGCUAUUAUGCUUAA
Molecule: messenger RNA, 7953 nt
Organism: Cavenderia fasciculata
Lineage: Eukaryota; Evosea; Eumycetozoa; Acytosteliales; Cavenderiaceae
Gene: psmE4
Product: proteasome activator complex subunit 4
Exons: 20
Coding region: 1-7953 (2650 amino acids)
Biological process (GO): carbohydrate metabolic process; proteasomal ubiquitin-independent protein catabolic process
Cellular component (GO): nucleus; cytosol
Molecular function (GO): catalytic activity; proteasome binding; peptidase activator activity
Source: RefSeq, a predicted model, not a curated record